GAUUGGAGUUUGGAGAGAGAGAGGGAGGCUGACAGUUUGGAAAGAUUCAUAGCGCGAAGCACUCGGGAGAGCAGUCCUCUGAAGAGCUGGUUUAAGCGGUUACACGGGAUACUUUGUAACGGGACAAGAUGGGGAAGAACGACUCCUACGAGGUGUUCGUGGAGAUGGAGCGGGACGGCAACGGAGAGAUGGGAGCCAAAAUCAAGAAGAAAAAGGAGAAGAAGAAGGAGAGAAUGGAGAACAUGAAAAAGGAGAUCGAUAUCGACGACCAUCAGCUGUCCUUUGAGGAGCUCGAAAUGAAAUACACCACCAGCGUCACCAAGGGUAUGACUUCCACCAUGGCUGCCCAGGUCCUGGAACGAGACGGCUGCAACGAGCUGAAGCCGCCCAAGGGGACCCCGGAAUACAUCAAGUUCGCCCGGCAGCUGGCAGGAGGGCUGCAGUGUCUCAUGUGGGUGGCCGCUGUCAUCUGCUUCAUCGCUUUCGGGAUCCUGAUGGGACAAGGAAACCUCACCAGCUAUGAUGAUUUAUAUUUGGCUAUCGUCCUGAUCGCCGUCGUGGUCGUUACUGGCUGCUUCGGUUACUACCAGGAGUUUAAAAGCACAAACAUCAUCGCCAGUUUCAAAAACCUUGUCCCUCAGCAAGCGACAGUGUUCCGGGAUGGGCAGAAGUUCAACAUCAACGCCAACCAGCUGGUGGUGGGGGACCUGGUGGAGAUGAAGGGAGGGGACCGCGUGCCGGCGGACGUGCGCAUCGUCUCCGCACAGGGCUUCAAGGUGGACAACUCGUCUCUGACCGGAGAGUCGGAGCCCCAGUCCAGAAACCCCGAGUUCACUCACGAAAACCCACUGGAGACCAAGAACAUUGCCUUCUUCUCCACCACCUGCCUCGAAGGUGUUGCGACGGGCAUUAUAAUCAACACUGGUGACCGUACGAUCAUUGGUCGCAUCGCCAGCCUGGCUUCAGGGGUGGGGAACGAGAAGACUCCCAUCGCCAUCGAGAUAGAGCACUUUGUCGACAUCAUCGCCGGCCUGGCGAUCUUCUUCGGCGCCACCUUCUUCGUGGUCGCCAUGACGAUCGGCUACCGUUUCCUGGAAGCCAUGAUCUUCUUCAUGGCCAUCGUGGUGGCGUACGUGCCCGAGGGUCUGCUGGCUACCGUCACGGUGUGUCUCUCUCUGACAGCCAAGCGUCUGGCCAGGAAGAACUGCGUGGUGAAGAACCUGGAGGCCGUAGAGACUCUGGGGUCCACGUCAGUGAUCUGCUCCGACAAGACCGGCACCCUCACCCAGAACAGGAUGACCGUGUCCCACCUCUGGUUCGACAACCACAUCCAUUCCGCUGACACCACAGAGGACCAAUCAGGUCAAAGUUUUGAUCAGUCCUCGGAGACGUGGCGGGCGCUAGGCAGAGUGGCUGGCUUGUGUAAUAGAGCCGUCUUCAAACCUGGACAGGACGCUGUGCCAAUUCCCAAGAGAGAUGUAGUGGGAGACGCCUCUGAGACUGCCCUGUUGAAGUUUACUGAACUCGCCUUCGGGAACAUCGUGGAUUAUCGGAACCGCUUCAAGAAAGUCUGUGAGCUCCCGUUCAACUCGACCAACAAGUUCCAGCUGUCUGUCCAUGAGCUGGAGGACCCCCUGGACCUGCGCUACCUGCUGGUGAUGAAGGGGGCGCCAGAGCGCAUCCUGGAGCGGUGCUCCACCAUUAUGAUCAAGGGCCAGGAGCUGCCCCUGGACGAGCAGUGGAAAGAGGCUUUCCAGACCGCCUACAUGGACCUGGGGGGGCUGGGGGAGAGGGUGCUGGGAUUCUGUCACCUGCUGCUGAGCGAGAAGGAACACCCCCGAGGUUUCGGGUUCGACGUGGACGAGAUGAACUUCCCCACCAGUGGGCUCUGCUUCGCCGGCCUCAUCUCGAUGAUUGACCCGCCUCGAGCCUCUGUGCCGGACGCCGUGAUGAAGUGCCGGACCGCUGGGAUCAGGGUAAUCAUGGUGACUGGGGAUCACCCCAUCACAGCAAAGGCCAUCGCGGCGAACGUGGGCAUCAUCACGGAAGGCAGUGAGACCGUCGAGGACAUCGCCCUGCGGCUGCGCAUUCCCGUCGAGCAGGUUAACAAGCGGGACGCCCGGGCGUGUGUGGUGAAUGGCGGGCAGCUGAAGGACAUGACGAGUGAGGAGCUGGAUGAUCUCCUGCGCACUCACCCGGAGAUGGUCUUCGCCAGGACCUCCCCCCAGCAGAAACUGAUCAUCGUGGAGAGCUGUCAGAGACUGGGCUCUAUCGUCGCGGUGACAGGGGACGGUGUAAACGACUCCCCCGCUCUGAAGAAAGCUGAUAUCGGAAUCGCGAUGGGUAUUUCGGGUUCGGACGCAGCUAAGAACGCAGCCGACAUGAUCCUGCUGGACGAUAACUUUGCUUCCAUCGUCACUGGAGUGGAGCAGGGCCGUUUGAUUUUUGAUAACUUGAAGAAGUCCAUCGCCUACACCCUGACCAAGAACAUCCCGGAGCUCACCCCUUACCUGAUCUACAUCACGGUCAGCGUGCCCUUGCCCCUCGGCUGCAUCACCAUCCUGUUCAUCGAGCUGGCCACGGACAUCUUCCCUUCGGUGUCACUGGCCUACGAAAAAGCUGAGAGCGACAUCAUGAAUCUGAAACCCAGGAACCCCAGAAAAGAUCGGCUGGUCAACGAAUCCCUGGCUGCUUACUCCUACUUCCAGAUUGGAGCCAUCCAGUCCUUCGCUGGAUUCACAGACUACUUCACAUGCUUGGCUCAGGAAGGGUGGCGCCCCCUGCUGUGCGUGGGGCUACGAUCAGCCUGGGAGAACGCGCACAACCAAGAAGUGCAGGACAGCUAUGGGCAAGAAUGGACCUUCGCUCAGCGCCUCUACCAGGAGUACACCUGCUACACCGUGUUCUUCGUCAGCAUCGAAAUCUGCCAGAUCUCGGACGUGCUGAUCCGAAAAACCCGCCGUCUGUCUCUCUUCCAGCAAGGAUUCUUCAGGAACAAAGUGCUUCUGUCUGCCAUCGUGUUCCAGCUCUGUCUCGGCACCUUCCUCUGCUACUGCCCUGGCAUGCCAAACAUCUUCAACUUCAUGCCCAUCAGAGUGCAGUGGUGGUUCAUUCCAGUUCCCUACGGCAUUCUCAUCUUCAUCUACGACGAAAUCAGAAAGCUGGGAGUGCGCCGGCAUCCAGGAAGCUGGUGGGACAAGGAGCUGUACUAUUAAGGGUGGAGGGCGUUGCUGGAGUCCUCUCACAGUCCUGGCUGAACCUCGCCUUUUUGUGUAACUGGCAUUCUGCACCCCUCCCUCCCCCGCACACACGAAACAGACCUACAGCUGCAGCCACAAGCUUUACUUCACCUAGAAUUUUAGGAUUGAGACGUAAUAAAAAAAUAAAUAAAACUACACGGCCAGGAUUUAGAUCUUUUAUUUAACAUUAUUGUAAUCAAAGACAAUACAAAACAGAUCAUUGCAUAUAAAGCACUAACAGUAGUGCAGUAGUGUUUCACGUUACACUUGGAAACGUUUCAAAAUCAGACGUUUCCACUAAGAAGCGUGCAGGAAACUCCAAAGCGACAGUGUGUAAUUCAAUAUGUUAACCUCGCAUUAUUCCAGCAGGUUUCAUUUGACUUUAUGAAGUGGAGUUCAUUCAAUAGAGGGGCUCCUGGGGGCUAAACCAGUCACAUUUUUGGUGUUGUCUAUUGUUUGCUUGCUCUCAGUCGACAGAAUCCUGUAAGAAUAUUUUUGUACAGUAAAAAAAUAAGAAAACCAACCGAAUUGUCCUAAUGCAGAGCUUCCCAAACCUUUCAGCUGAGCCCUCAAAUUGACUUAACUAAAUAUACUAAUCAUUUGCUUAAUUAGACCUUUUUUAAAAACUC
Messenger RNA from Polyodon spathula (Mississippi paddlefish), 3868 nucleotides. RefSeq names its product potassium-transporting ATPase alpha chain 1. Gene Ontology annotation, biological process: sodium ion export across plasma membrane; intracellular sodium ion homeostasis; potassium ion import across plasma membrane. The coding region runs from base 129 to 3215 and encodes 1028 amino acids. Gene Ontology annotation, cellular component: membrane. Lineage: Eukaryota; Metazoa; Chordata; Actinopteri; Acipenseriformes; Polyodontidae. The transcript has 23 exons. Gene Ontology annotation, molecular function: ATP hydrolysis activity; ATP binding; P-type sodium:potassium-exchanging transporter activity. The record is from RefSeq and is a predicted model, not a curated record.